Molecule: messenger RNA, 1974 nt
Organism: Diversispora eburnea
Lineage: Eukaryota; Fungi; Glomeromycota; Glomeromycetes; Diversisporales; Diversisporaceae
Source: the annotation of a GenBank genome assembly
AUGGCUGACAAGAAUAUUGGAAUUUAUUCUAUAAACGCGGCGGGAAAAACAAAUAUAUUGAAAGGUUUAAAAGAAAAUCAUUUAACUAAUUUUAAUAUUUAUGAAGGAUCUGAAGUCAUUACACGAAAUAUAACUUUGGAAAAUUUUAAAAAACUUGAUAAUGAAAAUAAAUCCAAAAUUCGUCGUGAAGCAUUGAAAUGGUUAAAAGAUUCCCCAGGCAAUAAAAUUGUCGCAGGUCAUUUUAGUUUUCCAUCUUUUAAUAAUAGGGAAAUAUCUUUUGAAAAAGUUUGGACCGAUUUUGAUGGUAACUUUUAUACAGAUAUCAUUUAUAUUGAUGUUCCACCUUCAGAAAUUUACAUUCGUCAAAAAGCCGAUAUUCUUUUAAGAUCGGAUCGUCCUUUUUUGGAACUUGAACACAUAAAAAAAUGGUUGGAAUACGAGAAAAAAGAAUUAGAAUUAGAAUGUAUUAAUUUAGGCAUAAAAUUUUACAUAUUCAAAUCUUUACUUGACAAAAAUUCUGAUAAUGAAAUGUUAUUGCAAAUUAUUGAGAAUAUUUCUAAACAAACUGAAAAAAAUAAUGCGACCAAUAUUGAAAUAAGCAUCAAAAAGUUUGCAUCCACUUUAGGUAACGAACCUAAAUGUUUCAUUUUAAUCGAUGGAGAUCGUACACUUUGCGAAAAUGAUACUGGAAUAAUGUUUUGGAAGUUAUACGAAAAAUAUUAUUCAUCUUCAAAUACUUGUAACAAUGACUUCAAAACAAUUUUCAAAAAUCAUGGACAUUCUUAUUUUGCUUUUCUUCAAGUUGCUUAUAAAUAUUCUGGGCUAGAUUCACGAGUCUACAAUAAUAUUUGUACAAAAGUAAUUAAAGAAACAAAAUUAUAUCCACAAUUUUUAAAUUUUCUUAAAAUAAUUUUUUCAUCUUAUUCUCAAGAAAUUAUUCCAAUCGUUAUUGUUUCUGGUAUUGUAGAAAUUUGGCAUAAUUUACUUUACCAACAUUUUGGAAAUAAAAUUCCUUUAUUUGGUGGCAAUCUUUUCCCUAAUGAUGAAAAAUAUGUUAUGGAUGCUAAAUCAAAAGGUCAUUGUGCAAAAUUGUUAAAAUCAAUUUAUCCAAAAUCCAAAAUCAUUGCUUUUGGAGAUAGUGAAGUAGAUUUAGAAAUGUUAACAGAAGCAGAUGAGAGCUAUCUGGUAGUUGAUUAUACCAAUAAUCGUGCUUUAAGACAAAGACUCAAAGAACAAAAAUAUAUUGAUCUAAAGAAAAAGUUAAGAAUGAUUUCGUUUUUUAAUAUUGCAAAUGGAAAUAAAGCAGAAAAUGAUGAAAUUCCAAUUACCACUCUUGAUGAAAUUAUAUAUAAUUUGGUUUAUCCAUCUAAUUUAUAUGAAUAUACUUCAUCUCAUGCAUCACGUAUAAUUGCAACAUUUUCAAGACAUAAAGAAAUAAGUGGGAUUAAUCUUUGUAAUGUGCAUGAAAAUAUUGGAUAUUUUAUGGCUAGUAAAGUAAUUGAGAAAUUCGAAAUUAUUUCUAAAUCCCUAAAUCACGUACAGGGAUGCACAGUAACAAAUGGAUUUGCGUUAGAGAAUGAAGAAAAAAUUGGAAUAAUUGUAAUGAUGCGUGCAGGCGAUUCAAUGGCAAAGGGCGUUUGGAAAUUUAUGCCAAAAGCAUCAUACAUUCAUCACCAAGUUAAUAAAGAUAUUGACAAAUAUAUUAAUCAUUUUGAGAAAUUAAUUUUGGUUGAUUCAGUAAUAAAUGAAGGAAAAACAAUGAGAAGUAUUUUGAAUUAUAUAGUUAGUGAUUAUAAAUUUCAAGGAAAAAUAUUUGUUAUAACUGGAGUUAUUCAAGAUGUUACUGCCAGGAAAUUACCUCGAGAAUUUCCCGAGGUCUCGUUUUAUGCGUUGAGAGUGUCAAAGAACAAAUAUAAGGGAAUCGGCGAUACUGAUACUGGCAAUCGUCUCUAUAACACUACCAUAGUUGCAUAA